GCCAUGUCCAACCUGGUUCUCCAGGCGGACCGUCGAUUCAUCACGCGCCGAGGUGAUGAUAGUACUGGUGAUCCUGAGUCACUUGCUGGCCGCAUCAACUUGAACGAUAUGGGCUCGCGCAAUGCCCGCGAAUCUGCCCCUGCUCAGUCCGCAGCACAGGACGCCCAAAGGAAGCGCAAGAGAACAGAACCCGCGCAAAGUGCUCGCGCCUCUGGCAUUCUAUCACAAGCAGACCUCAACAUCGAAGGUCUACGAUACCGUCCCCGCACACCUGCCACCCAGGCGACCUACACAUUGAUCAACACAUUAGUGGCGCAAAAGAUGGGAGGCGAUUAUGGUCUUCACAUCACCGCCAGCGCUACCGACAGCAUUUUAGAGUACCUGAAAGACCAAGAUCUGAAAGAUUUUGAUAAGAAGAGGGAGAUUGACGACAUCGUUGGCGUAAACCUGUCCUCGAAGGAGUUCAACGAGCUUGUCAACUUGGGCAAGAAGAUCACGGAUUACGACGCACAGGACGAGGAUGAGAACAUGGGGGACGCAGAUGAUGCCGGUGAAGGCGACGAUAUUGAUGACCGCCAAGGCGUCGCCGUCGACUUUGGCGACGAGGACGAGGAAGAAGGACAAAAUUACGAGGUCCGCGAUGGAGAGGGAGAGUCAGAUGAGGAAGACGCUACCGAGGAUCCGGAGAACAUAGUUGAAACUGGCGCUGAAGCUGCCGAAGAGAUGGCCGGCGAUGGAGAUGAUGAGGACCUUGUUUUCUCCGCUCCGACUGCCAGUCGUUCUGCAAAGGCCGACCAAGACGACAUAAUACCCGCUCACGAAAUCGAUGCUUUCUGGCUCCAACGACAAAUCGGUCAACUCUACGAAGACGCACAUAUUCAACAGGACAAAACAUCACAAGCACUAGAUAUGAUGUCUGGCCUGAAUGAGGAUGGCGAGGAGAAGCAACUGCGAGAUGUCGAGAACGAUUUGAUGGAGCUGUUCGAUUACGAGCAUCCCGAGCUGGUCUCGAAGCUGGUCAAGAACAGAGAUAAGGUUGUAUGGGCAACGAGGUGGAGAAGAGCCGGCGAGGAUGAACCUGCUCGUGUGGCCGUGGAACGUGAAAUGGUUCAGGCUGGACACGGAAGCAUCCUCAAGGAGCUCAAAACUCGCCAGCAAGGUGCCGAAGGACAAGCUCAGAACAAGAUGCAAUUCGACCUCAUGGAUCUGGACACAGCGAGUGGAAAAGCUGCCGCUGCUGAAGAAAAGAAAGAGGGUCUCGUUGGCGGCCUACAACCAAGCAGGAACAUCAACCUGGAGAACCUUGUCUUCGACCAAGGAAACCAUCUCAUGACUAACCCUAGCGUCAAGUUACCACAAGGAUCCACUAAGCGCACUUUCAAGGGAUAUGAUGAAAUUCAUGUACCAGCACCUAAGCGCAAGCGCGAGGACUUCGAAACCCCCAACCUUCCUACAACCGAGUUGCCCGAAUGGGCUCGCAUUGGAUUUGGAAGUUCCAAGGAGCUCAACCGUAUUCAGACACGCUGCUUCCCAACCGCGUUCAAGGACGAUGGUAAUAUGCUGAUUUGCGCACCCACCGGAUCUGGUAAAACGAACGUGGCUAUGCUCGCGAUGCUGCGCGAGAUUGGCAAGCACCGUGAUCCCCAGACUGGCGAGAUUGAUUUGGACGCUUUCAAGAUCAUCUUCAUUGCUCCCCUCAAAGCCUUGGUUCAGGAACAGGUCGGAAACUUUGGUGCACGUCUCGCACCAUACGGCAUCAAGGUCUCGGAGCUGACGGGUGAUCGUCAACUCACCAAGCAACAAAUCGCCGAAACCCAGGUCAUCGUGACAACCCCAGAGAAAUGGGAUGUUAUCACACGCAAGGCCACCGACACCAGCUACACAAAUCUUGUGCGCCUAAUCUGUAUUGAUGAGAUUCACUUGCUUCACGAUGAUCGUGGCCCGGUAAUUGAGAGCAUUGUGAGCAGACAGAUUCGCAAGAUCGAGCAGACUGGUGAGCCGGUUCGUCUCGUGGGACUCAGUGCCACUCUGCCUAACUACCGCGAUGUCGCUGCUUUCUUGAGAGUCGACAUGAACAAAGGUCUCUUCCAUUUCGACGGCACUUACAGACCUUGUCCCUUGAAGCAGGAGUUCAUUGGCGUCACUGAGAAGAAGGCGAUCAAGCAGCUCAAGACCAUGAACGACAUCUGUUAUAACAAGGUUCUUGAGCAAGUUGGUCAACAGCGCAACCAAAUGCUAAUCUUCGUGCACUCCCGCAAGGAGACCGCAAAGACAGCAAAGUAUAUUCGUGACAAGGCUCUCGAAUCUGAGACCAUUGGUCAAAUCUUGAAGAGCGAUGCAGCGAGCAGAGAGAUUCUGACAGAGGAAGCUGAGAGUGUCACUAAUGCAGAUUUGAAGGACUUGCUUCCUUACGGUUUCGGUAUCCAUCACGCUGGUAUGACUAGAGCGGACCGUAACUCUGUCGAAGAGCUGUUCGCUGCAGGAGAUGUUCAAGUACUUGUGUGCACAGCCACCCUUGCCUGGGGUGUCAAUUUACCAGCACAUACAGUCAUCAUCAAGGGUACCCAAAUCUAUUCGCCAGAGAAGGGUAGCUGGGUUGAGUUAUCUCCUCAGGACGUCCUCCAGAUGCUUGGUCGCGCCGGUCGCCCACAAUACGACACUUACGGUGAAGGUAUCAUCAUCACUACUCAGCAAGAAAUCCAGUACUACCUGUCAUUGCUGAAUCAGCAGCUGCCCAUUGAGAGUCAGCUUGUCAGCAAGAUGGCAGACAACCUCAAUGCCGAAGUUGUGCUCGGCAAUGUCCGUACUCGCGAUGAGGGUGUCGAGUGGCUAGGCUACACAUAUCUGUUUGUGCGAAUGUUGCGAUCGCCCGCCCUCUACCAGGUUGGUGCCGACUACGAAGACGAUGAAACUCUUGAACAGAAGCGAGUCGAUUUGAUCCAUUCUGCUGCUCUAUUGCUGGAGCAGGCGAAUCUUGUCAAGUACGAUAAACGUGCAGGCCGAAUUGUGUCUACAGAGCUUGGUCGGAUCGCGUCACACUACUACAUCACUCACAAGUCGAUGUUGACUUACAACCAGCAAAUCCAGCCGUCGAUCACACCUAUCGAGCUGUUCCGUGUCUUCGCCCUCAGCGAAGAGUUCAAGUACAUUCCCGUUCGUCAAGACGAGAAACUUGAGCUUGCGAAACUGCUUGGACGAGUACCGAUUCCUGUCAAGGAGACUAUUGAUGAACCCAAUUGCAAGAUCAAUGUUUUGCUUCAGGCGUACGUGUCUCGUCUCAAAUUGGAUGGCCUUGCUCUUAUGGCCGACUUGGUUUACGUUACACAAUCCGCCGGUCGUAUCCUGAGAGCUAUCUUCGAGAUCGCUCUCAAGAAGGGUCUAGCCUCUGUUGUCAAGGAUGCCUUGAACCUCUGCAAGAUGGCCGAGAAGCGCAUGUGGCCAACCAUGUCACCUCUCAGACAGUUCCCAGAGUGUCCUGCGGAUAUUGUCCGUAAGGCCGAGCGUAUUGACGUGCCGUGGUCGAGCUACUUUGACCUUGAUCCUCCUCGCAUGGGCGAGCUUCUCGGUCUCCCUAGGGCUGGUAGACAAGUCUGCGCCUUGGUCCAGAAAUUCCCUCGUUUGGAAAUUCAGGCCCAAGUUCAGCCCAUGACACGCACUAUGCUCCGUGUUGAGCUUACGAUCUCACCCAAAUUCGAAUGGGAUGAAGCACUUCACGGCAAGUCCGAGAGCUUCUGGAUUCUUGUAGAAGACUGUGACGGAGAAGAGAUCUUGUUCCAUGAUCAGUUUGUUCUGCGUAAGGAGUACGCCGAGGCCGAUAUGAAUGAGCAUCUGGUCGAGUUCACCGUGCCCAUCACCGAGCCCAUGCCUCCCAACUACUUCAUCACUAUCCUGUCCGACAGAUGGAUGCACUCCGAAGCUCGUCUUGCCGUGUCUUUUCAGAAGCUCAUCCUCCCUGAGAAGUUCCCUCCUCACACCCCAAUCUUGGAUCUCCAGCCUCUUCCCAUCGCUGCCCUCAAGCGUGAAGAGUUUGUCAACCUCUACCCUGACUGGGAGCGUUUCAACAAGAUUCAGACCCAGACGUUCAACGCCUUGUACACCUCCGAUGAUAAUGUGCUCGUUGGCUCGUCUACUGGCAGUGGCAAGACCGUCUGUGCCGAGUUUGCUCUUCUUCGUCACUGGAGUCAAGGAGAAGGUAAGGCAGUCUACAUUGCACCUUUCCAAGAAGCGAUUGAUGCUCGCUACAAGGACUGGCAAUCUCGCUUGACUGGCAUUGCUGGUGGCAAGCAAAUUGUCAAGUUGAUUGGCGAGACUACUGCUGAUCUCAAGUCACUCGGAGAGGGCGAUCUUAUCCUCGCCACCCCUCAGCAGUGGGACAUGAUGUCUCGUAUGUGGCAACGCAGAAAGAACGUCCAGGCCGUGACACUCGUUGUGGCAGACGAUCUUCACAUGAUUGGAGGCCACAAUGGCUACAUUUACGAGACUGUGGUCUCUCGAAGCCACGCAAUCAGUAAGCAACUCGAGAAUGGUCUUCGUAUCGUUGGUUUGAGCGCUUCGCUCUCCAAUGCUCGCGACGUUGGUGAAUGGUUUGGAGCUAGCAAGCACACCAUCUUCAACUUCAGCCCCCAGCACCGCCAGAUCCCUCUCGAGCUCCACAUCCAGCCAUUCACCAUCCCUCAUUUCCCAUCUCUCAUGUUGGCUAUGGUCAAGCCUGUCUACCAGUCUAUCACACAGCUUGCUGCCGGUCAACCUGCUAUGGUCUUUGUUCCCAACCGCAAACAGGUGCGAGCAACUGCCAUAGACUUACUAGCAACGUGUGUCGCCGAUGAGCAGGAAGAUCGCUUCCUCAAUGCCAACAUCGAAGAUAUCUCCUCUGUCUUGGAGAAGAUAAACGAACGUGCUCUCGCCGAGUCUCUGUCGCACGGAAUCGGAUACUUCCACGAGGCCCUCAGUCCGUUCGAUAAGCGUGCCGUGGAGCACUUCUUCAAGGCUGGCGCUAUCCAGGUCAUGCUCGUGUCAAGAGACUGCGCUUGGGAGGUCCAGACUCCUGCUCACAUGGUGAUUGUGAUGGGCACCCAAUUCUUCGAGGGACGUGAGCAUCGCUACAUCGAUUACCCAAUCAGUGAGAUCUUGCAAAUGCUCGGCAAGGCUGGUAGACCCAUGGAAGACAAGAAGGCACGAGGUGUGUUGAUGUGUCCUGCUGUCAAGAGAGACUACUACAAGAAGUUCUUGACCGAGGCCCUUCCCGUUGAGAGUCAGUUGCAAGCCUUCUUGCAUGACGUCUUCGUCACCGAAAUCAGCACAAAGACGAUCGAGGACACUCAAGAUGCAAUCAACUGGUUCACCUACACAUACUUCUACCGUCGUCUAAUGGCCAACCCCAGCUUCUAUGGUCUUACCGACACGACUCAAGAUGCAUUCAACUACCAUCUCUCCGAGCUCAUCGAAUCUACUCUCAAGGAUUUGACUGAUGCAAACAUCAUUGAGGUUGAUGAAGAGGACGAUGGUUCGAUCACCCCUCUUAAUGCUGCCAUGAUUGCUGGCUACUACAACAUUUCCUUCAUCACCAUGCAGACCUUCCUGCUGUCACUGAAGAAGACUACCAAGCUGAAGGGUAUACUGGAGAUUGUCACUGCAGCCACCGAAUUCGAAGACAUUCAAUGUCGCCGUCACGAGGAGCGUAUUCUGUCCCGCAUUUAUGACCGCGUGCCCGUCAAGCUUGCGGAAGUCAACUUUGAGUCGCCUCACUUCAAGGCUUUCAUCUUGUUGCAGGCACACUUCUCGCGCAUGCAACUACCAGUCGAUCUUGCCAAGGAUCAAGAGCUGAUCCUCAAGAAGGUCUUGGUCUUGCUGAGCGCUUGUGUAGAUGUACUGUCUUCGGAGGCCCAUCUUAACGCCAUGAGCGCCAUGGAGAUGAGCCAGAUGGUUGUGCAGUCAAUGUGGGACCGCGAUUCACCUCUCAAGCAGAUUCCUCACUUUGAGCCUGAGGUCAUCGAAGCUGCCAACAGCAAUGGCGUCAACGACAUCUUCGAGUUCAUGGAUGCUAUGGAUCCUUCCGAGAACCCCAACUACGAGAAGUUGGUCAAGUCAAUGGGUCUCAGCAACCAACAGCUGGGCGACGCUGCUCGUUUCACCAAUGAGCGCUACCCCAACGUUGAACUCAACUUCGAGCUCGAAGAUGCCGAGAACGUUGUCGCUGGCGAACCUAGCUUCAUCAAUGUCAGCAUUGAGCGUGAUGUUGACGAAGAUCAAGAGCCUAACCUUACUGUUCACGCUCCCUUCUACCCUGCGCAGAAGACCGAGAACUGGUGGCUCGUUGUUGGCGAGGAGAGCACGAAGAAUCUGCUCAGCAUCAAGAAGGUCACUAUUGGUCGUGAGCUCAAGGUUCGCUUGGACUUCACCGUGCCCACAGCUGGCAAGCAUGACUUGACUUUGUUCUUGAUGAGCGACUCGUACGUUGGUGUGGAUCAGGCACCCACCUUCAGCGUAGAGGCAGCCGAGGGUGAGGAAGAAGACGAGGAUGAAGAGAUGGAGGAAUGAGUCGUUUGGUACAAAGCGAAAGGUGUUUUACUUGGCCGCUGCGGGGUCUCGAAGGAAAUGUGAUAAAGUUGGAAAAAAGUAGAGUUCGUUCAUAAUCCCUGAAUUUCAAAGCGCUGUGUACAUUAUUGCAACUCAUGCUCCUCUCGGUCACACCAUGGUUGGUCUUCGUGCAAGAAUGAUGGUUCGUGCUUUCCCCUCAAUGACAAGCAGCGCUCUUGGUCACAGUGGAGUUGCCAAAUGCCAAAUAUCCUACGAAAGCACCCACACCGACAGCCAACAUGAUCCAGCCGUUAUAUGUCAUGAAAAGCAACCUGAUGAAGAAUGAAUAAAAGACCUGAACGGCGUAAAAAGCAGCCUUGAUAGUCUUUGUUUUCGCAUACACAUUGGCAGCAUUACGUCCUGAUGCGAGCAAUGAGCUUCCUUCCCCAUCAUC
Messenger RNA from Aureobasidium subglaciale EXF-2481, 6970 nucleotides. RefSeq lists its product as uncharacterized. NCBI's taxonomy places the organism in Eukaryota, Fungi, Ascomycota, Dothideomycetes, Dothideales, Saccotheciaceae. The transcript has 2 exons. The coding region runs from base 4 to 6537 and encodes 2177 amino acids. Gene Ontology annotation, cellular component: nucleus. The record is from RefSeq and is a predicted model, not a curated record. Gene Ontology annotation, molecular function: ATP binding; nucleic acid binding.